Molecule: messenger RNA, 888 nt
Organism: Rasamsonia emersonii CBS 393.64
Lineage: Eukaryota; Fungi; Ascomycota; Eurotiomycetes; Eurotiales; Trichocomaceae
Product: Oxidoreductase, short chain dehydrogenase/reductase family
Exons: 1
Coding region: 1-888 (295 amino acids)
Cellular component (GO): cytosol
Molecular function (GO): oxidoreductase activity
Source: RefSeq, a predicted model, not a curated record
AUGCCUCCCCACCCCGACAUCGCAGCCGUCAAUUUCACCUCCACCACCCACCACGACACCUACCCUGCCAUCGCCAAAUCCGACCAGCGCGGUCGAGUGGUCCUAAUCACCGGCGCGUCGCGAGGCAUCGGGCGGGCGACAGCCGUGUCGUUCGCCAAAGCCGGGGCAGCGGGCAUCGCCAUCGCCGCGCGCUCGGGGCUUGACGAGGUGGAGAAGGAGAUCCUUGCUGCAGCACAGGAACAGCAACAGACACAACCGCAAAUCCUCAAGCUGCGCCUAGACGUCACGGACGAAGCCAGCGUCGCCAACGCCGUCGCCCAGGUCGAGCAGACCUUUCACCGGCUGGACAUCCUGGUCAACAACGCCGGAUACCUGGAGCACUGGGUGCCGGUGGCAGACAGCGACCCGGCAGAAUGGUGGAAGUCAUGGGAGAUCAACGUCAAGGGCGUGUACCUGAUGACGCGCGCGUUCCUGCCUCUCCUACUGCGCAGUAGUAAUCCUGACGGGCAGAAGACCAUCGUCAACGUCAGCUCCAUCGGCGCGCACUACGCCCGCCCCGGCGCGUCGGCGUAUCAGACCAACAAGUUCGCUCUGCUGCGUUUCACUGAGUUCCUGUCCGUCGAGUACGGAAGCAAGGGCCUCCUGGCUUUCGCGAUACACCCCGGUGGCGUCCCGACGGAGCUGGCCCUGGGCAUGCCCGAAGAUAUGCACGCGCGUCUGCUCGACAAGCCGCAGUUAGCCGGUGAUUCGAUUGCCUGGUUGACGCAGGAUAGGAAAGAGUGGCUUGGUGGCCGGUAUAUCAGCGUCAACUGGGAUCUGCCCGAGCUUGUCUCCAAGCGGGAUGAGAUUGUCGAGGGCGAUAAGUUGAAGAUGAGGAUUGUCAUUUAA